Molecule: messenger RNA, 2928 nt
Organism: Archocentrus centrarchus (flier cichlid)
Lineage: Eukaryota; Metazoa; Chordata; Actinopteri; Cichliformes; Cichlidae
Gene: arhgap22a
Product: Rho GTPase activating protein 22a
Exons: 10
Coding region: 73-2355 (760 amino acids)
Biological process (GO): signal transduction; activation of GTPase activity
Cellular component (GO): focal adhesion
Molecular function (GO): GTPase activator activity
Source: RefSeq, a predicted model, not a curated record
CAUGUGAAUGCCAUUUGAUUGGCUAUUAAGUAGAGGACUAAGAUUUCAAUAUUGUCAUUGUUUAGACCAUGAAUGUGCCUGCUUGCAUGUGUUAUGGCUCUAGAAAUGGCCCCAGUGGAGAAGGAUACCUACGGUGCACACGGGUUCAGUGUCAUGAAUCCUAACAGGACUCCACAGAUGUUUGACAAAGCAAAGGAGCUGGCAGCACGGUCCAAAAGCAUGGUUCUUGGAGAGUUGUCUCGGGUUUCCAGGCCCUGUUCUCCUCUGGAUCAUGAGAAAGCACUGAAGGCGGGCUGGCUCAAAAGACAACGGAGUAUCAUGAAAAACUGGCAGCUGCGUUGGUUUGUCCUGAGAACGGAAGCUCUGUAUUUUUACAAGGAUCAGGAUGAAAGCAAAGCACAGGGUUGUAUUCCUCUUCAGGGUAGUCAGGUCAAUGAGGUGCCUGCCAAUCAGGACGAGCCUGGUCGCCACCUUUUUGAAAUUGUUCCAGCAGGAGGUGGAGAAAAGGAUCGAACCGGUAUAAGCCAUGAAUCAUUCCUGCUGAUGGCUAGCUCCCAGAGUGACAUGGAAGAAUGGGUCAGAGCCAUACGUAGAGCUAUAUGGGCUCCACUUGGUGGAGGUGUCUUUGGGCAGCACCUGGAGGAGACAAUGUUGUAUGAAUCCCAGUGUGGCCCUCAGAGACUGGUCCCCGUGCUGGUUGAGCAGUGUGUAUGCUUCAUACGUGAAAAUGGACUCAAAGAGGAGGGCCUUUUCAGGGCCCCCGGACAGACCAAUCAUGUUCGAGAAUUGCAGGAUGCCUUUGACCGUGGCGAGAAGCCAGUGUUUGACAGUUCCACAGACGUCCACACAGUGGCAUCACUGUUAAAGCUCUAUAUACGAGAGCUGCCAGAGCCUAUAAUCCCAUUCUCCAAAUACACACAGUUUCUCUCUUGUGCUCAGCUUCUUACUAAGGAUAAAGAAAUGGGUAUUACAGAGCUCGGCAAACAGGUGAAAUCACUUCCUCAGGUCAACUACAACCUCCUUGAGUACAUCUGCAAGUUUCUGGAUGAGGUCCAAUCUCACUCCAGUGAGAAUAAGAUGAGUGUCCAGAACCUGGCCACUGUGUUUGGACCUAAUAUCCUUCGUCCCAGAGUGGAGGAUCCAGUCACCAUGAUGGAGGGAAGUACACAAGUGCAGCACCUCAUGACUGUGCUAAUCAGUGAACACUCCCGACUUUACCAACGUGAGGAGCCAGAAACAGAGAUUAAGGUUCCUAUUAAGCAACAGGAGAGCCAAAGGUGCAAGGUGGAAUGGCUUUCACAAGAAGAUCCUGCCCACCCACCCUCCUCAGGGACAAGCACCAAAAUGCCUAAAGAAAAAAAACAAUCUUCCACUUCUUCUACAGACAUUAAGUCAACUGCAGCAAGCCCUGUUACACAGGAAAAAGGUGGGGAAGAUCAGAUUGAAGAGAAAAGCAAAAGCAAGACAGAGGAAGACAACAAGACUGAAGGAAAAGUAGGAAGCGAAGUAGCUGUUAGUCCUAGCAAACAAGCUAAAGCCUUGCCCUCCUGGAGAUGCACCUUCAAGGGAAGUGCAGCCUCUGGUGUGCCAAGGGGGAAAAUAGGGGGCUCAGCAGGGGACGUGUCAGUUGCUGGUGGGAGCAACUGGUUAAUGAAUGGUCUAUCAUCCCUCCGAGCUCACAGACGUACCACCUCAUCUGGGGAAAGACUGAAAGACUCUUUGAAGGAUUCAACCCUCUCUCUUAAAGAAACUACUCUUAAAGACUCUCACAGAGACUCUGAUGAAGACUCUUCUCGAACAUCCUUGUCUCACAGAGCCCUCCACCAAUCCCACAGACUGUCUGCCUAUGACAACGUAGCCCCCUCCAGUCUAAGCCUACCUGCUGACACUUCGUCUAUGUGGACGUCCUAUGAGAUCUCAUUGUCUGAGCCAGAAGGGAGCGAUAAAGCAGCGAAAUCAGAACAGAGUCAAGAAAGACCCACAGAGUUCAAAGACUGUGCAAAUACUUUAGAACACAGUGCAAGCUGCAGUGAGGAUGAUCUUGCAGGAACAAGUGAAGAUGCCUCAAGCAAGGUGGCCCAGCUAAAGCAGGAACUGAAGAAGCAGAGGACGAGUUAUGAGGCCCGUAUCCGCAAGUUGGAGGAGUCCUGUUCCAACUACCAGUCCCAGAUAAACCGCCUCGAGGAGGACCUAGACCAGGAGAAGAAGAAGUUUCACAUGCUAGAGAUCCGACUCAGGAACUCAGAGCGGGCACAUCAAGAUGCAGAAAAUCGAAACAUUCUCCUCCAGCAAGAGAUGGAGGAAUUUUUCAAAACCCUUGGAGAUCUGACUACGGGAGCAACAAGGACCAAAUAGACCAGACCAACCUGCCUUUAUCUGGUCCAUCAGUAGAGGAGGAGCUCAGUUACUGGGACGACCAACCAGCCCCAAAGCUUUGAAGACCAAAUACCUCUAGUGCAGUACUAAUUGCCAUCUUUUAGUACAGCUCUCUUGUGCCUACACUGACCAGUGCCGGUGCCAAACAAGAACUCCUCUAGACCAAGCACCUCUCAUGUGUCAUUCCUUACUGUUAUACACCAUAGGUCAUUUAAUUAGCAAAUGAAAUGUUCUUGUAACAAACCAGAAAAGGCCUUAUUAAAAAUAUAAGGUAGUCCUUACAUAGAUAUGUUAUUGUUAAUGCUAAUAUUCUAAAAAGAAAUGUUGACUUUGGAGUAAAAGAAAGAAUAAUGUGAGACAUUAAAAUUCAACUCUUUUAUUUGCUGGAGUUGAAGGUAGACAGCUUCCAUUUUCUGAUGUAUAUAUUUGGUCUGUUAGUGAGGCAAUAUCUAAUCCAGAGGCUAAGUGACCUUCCCAAAAGACACCAUGAAAGGUUAAUUCAUUGCUGACAGCGUUUGGCCAAAACCAUCAGAAGAAUGCAUCAUACCGGUG